AUGAAUUCUGUUGAAAUGGGAACAUUUCCAUUAGUUCAAGAUGCUGAUUAUCAGCAUGAUGUCCAAGAUAUUGAAGAAAACGUCAAUACUACUUUUGGUCCAGUUAAAGUAACAAUCUAUGGUGAUAGAGCUAAACUACCUAUUGUUACUUUCCAUGACAUUGGAUUAGAUUCUGAAUUAAAUUUCCAAAAUUUUUUUCAAUUUGGAACGAUAGCUGAAUUUAGUAGAGAAUUUUGUGUAUACAAUAUUAAUGCUCCAGGACAGCAUAGUGAUGCUGAGCCUUUAGAUUCAUCAUAUCAAUUUCCAACAAUGGAUGGUUUGGCAAGAAUUGUUGAAUGUGUUGUAGACCAUUUUAAUUUUAAAGAGAUUAUUGGUCUUGGUGUUGGAGCUGGAGCAAAUGUUAUGCUAAGAUAUGCUCUUCAAAAUCAGAAACGACUUAUUGCUUUAAUUCUUGUGAAUUGUGAUCCAACAACUGCUGGAUGGGUAGAAUGGGGAUACCAAAAAGUAAAUAUUAACUAUUUAAGGACAAAAGGAAUGACUCCAUUUACUGUUGAUUAUCUUAUGUGGCACCACUUUGGAAAAAGAUUAGAUGAGUGUAAUCCAGAUAUCGUUAGACAAUAUCGUGCUCUUUUUCAUAAUAUUUCACAUCCACAAAAUGUAGCUGCAUACAUUGAAAGUUUUUUAAAUAGAACUCCAAUUCAAUUUUCAAGAGAUGGUCAAAAUGGUCCAAAAUUAUCAGUUCCUGUAAUGCAGAUAGUUGGAGCUAGGUCUCCAUUUAUUGAACAGACACUUAUUGUUAAUCAAUGUUUAGAUCCAGCUCACAGUGAAUGGAUAAAAUUCCAAGACAGUUGUGGCUUAGUUCUUGACGAUAGCCCAGAAAAGGUUGCUGAAAGCAUGGUACUAUUUCUUCAAGGAAUUGGCUACCUUACAAAAAUAAAUGUUAGGGAGCUCGUAAAACAGAUGAACAACGCUCGUAAUGGAAUACGUUCUGUUGCUGACACUCACUUCACAACACUUGAUGAAUAA
Messenger RNA from Strongyloides ratti, 1026 nucleotides. RefSeq names its product Misexpression suppressor of KSR 2. Gene Ontology annotation, biological process: signal transduction. The record is from RefSeq and is a predicted model, not a curated record. Bases 1 to 1026 code for a protein of 341 amino acids. Gene Ontology annotation, cellular component: cytoplasm. NCBI's taxonomy places the organism in Eukaryota, Metazoa, Nematoda, Chromadorea, Rhabditida, Strongyloididae. The transcript has 2 exons.